Aphis gossypii (cotton aphid) is the source of this 4009-nucleotide messenger RNA. RefSeq names its product cilia- and flagella-associated protein 61-like. The record is from RefSeq and is a predicted model, not a curated record. NCBI's taxonomy places the organism in Eukaryota, Metazoa, Arthropoda, Insecta, Hemiptera, Aphididae. Bases 136 to 3906 code for a protein of 1256 amino acids. The transcript is spliced from 23 exons. Gene Ontology annotation, molecular function: oxidoreductase activity.
AAUAAUAAAUAUCCUAUGUGUAGUGCUUAAUUGUAAAUGUUUAAAUGGUAAUUUAACACAAUUGAUAGUUUUUGAGAAUAAAUUCGUUUAAAAACCCCUCGAAAAUAGUGUUUUAUUAAUUUUUCUGUUUUUCAAAUGUACAAGACUCGUAAACAUUUUAAAGUAACAUCAUCCGAGACUAAUGGGAUUUAUUGGAGAAGAGUGGAAUUGACGGAUUUACCGAAAUUAAAAAAAAUGACGAACAAAGAGUCGAACGAAUUGUUUGGCGUGUUUGACAUUGCUAGAGUAAUCACCGAUAACCCGUUGUCGCUGUGUCAGGUCAAUCCUAAUGGAAAAAUUACUGUUUUUAUAUCAUUAUCCGAUCGCCCCAACGUCAGUUGUAUCGCUUCUGAUAACUGGACAGAAUGGUUUAAUUCUUUUUACGAUCUGAAAAACGUCGAGCUAAACAACACACUGUUCAUUAAUGUACUCCUGUUCCGGUGUGUCGACAGUUUAAUUCACUUACCGGUGUUGCUCGAAACGGUUUACGUCCAGAUUCCAGAAACUAAAAACAUUAUUUUCGUCAAACCACCAGGAACGAAAAUUUGCACAGAAAUAUCUUUACCGUUUUCCACUUUAUCUGCCAAAAGCGUCUCCAUCGAUCCAGAAUUUGGAUGCCCUGAGAUUUUGUACCACAUUAGAGAGUUCAGCAUCAAUAAAAUUAAUUUACGGAUCGCCGAAGUAGACGAUUUCAUUGACCUGAGGGCCUAUUUGGGACACCGAUUAGAUUUUUUGGAUAAUUUCUACGGUGAAUAUAGCUUAGCGAAAAUACUCGAGUUUCCGGGAGAAGAUCGCAUUAAUUUAGUUCCCAAUGUCAAAGUUAAUGGGUUGAUUACUGUAUACACGAAUUUGGACUAUCCUUUUCUGGACAGUGUAUUUGAUUUGUACCAAUACACAGGAUUGAUUGAGUUGAAAGACGAAAAAAACAAGACAACUGAACCCAAAAGCAUUUUGCGAUUAGCUACAGACAUUUCUAGAAUGAUGGAAAAGGCGAACAUUUCAAAUAUUAUGUCCGAAAUUGCUACAAAUGUCCAAUAUGAGUUCAUAUCGAAUCAAUUUAAACAACUUACCGAUAAAACAAUGAAACCGAUGAAACAAUUUUUCCAAAGUAAUAUUCUUCAAAAAGAUAGUGAUACAUUUUCUGUAAAACCGGAAUCACUUCUUCAACUCUCCACCACUACUCUCAACACUUCCGAAAGUGAAAAAAAAAUGCCAUUUUUCAAAGAAAUACACAAUACAGAAAAUAAAAAUAUAAUUAAAGAUUUUCUAAAGUUUCAAGAUAAAGAGUCUAAAAAAGCGAAUGACAUGUCCUAUUACGUCAGCAGUUCAUAUGAUUCAUCAGAGAACAUAACUUUUACAAAAAUAGAUUACAAAAGAACUGCUUUCAUGAUAGAAUUAAUGUUGAUCGACGUCGAUGAAGAAAAUAAAGCCACGUGGGAUUAUUUGAUUUCAAUUUUUAUUUAUUUCAUCGAAUUUCCUCAGUAUGAAUAUUGUUUAAUGAACUUACACACAAUUGCGACUCCACCCGAACUUAAAAAGUUUUUUUGUAAUGCCACUUUGAAGCCCAACCGUACUUAUCCCAUGGGCUUACUUUACAUACUGCAUCGAUCUUUCUUAACUGGAAAAUUUUCGUGUGUACUAGUUACAAAAGAACAUUUGGAACUUAUGGAACUUAUGAUUGAAAACCACCCUCUGAAGCAUGUAAUUUCAAAUAAUAUAUCAAAAUCGGUUUUUGAAGAUACGAGAUAUAAAACUUAUAUUUUUCAAUGUAACGAUCAACCAAUUGGAUAUUGUGUAAUUCGAUUAAAUGAUGAAAUUAAAUUUUUGAAUAGUUACUUUGACGUGGCUUGUUAUGCGUACCCAAAACUAGCUCGUAAUCAUAUGGCUGUUUUACUGAAUAUGGAUAUGCAAAGGACAUUUAUUAAGAAAUCCCGUGGUUUACUUAAGUUUGUAAUGGAAGACAGUGAUAUUAAUUGUUUGUUUUAUAAACUUUAUACAGAUAUAACGAUAAUGGAAGAAUGUGAAUUGUCUUACAUUAAUGAAAUAAAAGAAUUAAUUCCUGUUAAACCUCGAGUUCGUAUUCAAUACGAUAAUGAAAAUGUGUCUGGUGACCAUCAAAAGUUUGCGCUAUUUCAUAUAAAUACACGAUUGUGCAGUACUCAAACAAUGUCAAUAGACGCUAAGAUUGUUGUGGUUGGAGCAUCUGUAGUAGCUUUAUCUUUUUUAGAAAGUCUCUUGUUCAACCCAGUUAGUUAUUACAUUAGAUUUGGCAAUAUAGUACUCAUUUCUGAUUGUGGUGCACCAUAUCAACUUGCUUUAAGUGACUUGGAGGAUAGAAUGAUUCCAAAAAUAUCACACUUUAAUUACGAGUAUAUGAUUUCUAUGGGUUUUAAAUCAUUUGUAGAUGUCAUUACUGGCACAGUAACAGCAAUUAACAAAGCCGAUAAAUGUGUAACUGUUAAUGAAGAUGAACAAGUCUAUUACGAUUAUUUAUUUUUAUUCUAUGGGGAACAAUUUGGGUACACUGCUGAAGAAAAUGAAACUAAACCUCAAAAUUCUAUCGAAUCGAGUGAUAAAAACAACAAACUGGAAAAUUUAUUUUUAUUAAACUCUGAACACGAUGUCACCAAUGCUUUCAAAUAUAUUGAAUCAAUAAAAAAUAAUGAAAAAGAUAUUGUCGUACUUGGAAAAUAUUUGGGAUCACUAACGGUGAUUAAUGUUCUUCUUGAGAGUAAUAUAGAUGGAUCUCGAAUAGUUUAUGUAGAAACUCAUGAGAAAAAAAACAUUCCAUUCAUAGCUAAUCAGUUUAUUGGAAAUGCUGUUUACAAUGAAUUACAUAAACAAGGAGUACGUGUGUAUAAAAAAUGCGUAUUUGAAAAAUUCACAUUAAAUGGAGAUCGAACGCGUAUACGGAAAGUGACGUUUACAACAGCUGCUGGUGACGCACUACUUACAAUUGAUUGUGCUGCAGUGUUUUGGUUCGACCAGAAGUAUAUUAGUAAAGUGAAUUGGUUUACAAUGUUACAGUCCGCGUUGAAGUUUGACGGACAUUUAGUGGUAAAUACAUCGUUCGAGACUAACAUCGAAUUUGUGUAUGCUGCAGGACCUAUGGCGAGGUUCAUGCAUAAUGAAUAUUUUGUCGUAUCACACCAUUUGUAUUAUAACAGGUUAGAAAUUGGAGCUCGAGUGGCCAACGUGCUGAUGAAACGAUUGGGCAUUAUUGAAGACGACAAAUCAAACGACGCGUAUGCUCGUCCAAUUUUUGAGUAUUGUCAAUUCCCUGGAAAAUAUAAUUAUUUCCACACCGUAAUUCCCGUUCUGAAAUCUCUUAAGACUCAUGCAAGUAAACUCAGUACUGGUAAUGCUACUGAUGGAUAUUUCGAAAUUCUCGUAGAUAAUAAUGGUUACGUACUAGCAUUAUCGUGUUAUUCAAAUAAAGAUAUUAAGUAUUUAAAUUUAAUAAAUCUAUGUGGAAAACAUGUGAAUUUGUUCAACGAUAUGAUGUACCGUUUCAAAAUGAAUUCUAUUCCAUGUUUCUUUGAUUAUUUCAACCAAUUUUGGUCAUAUCCUUUAUACUCGAACAAGUUUUGGAAACUGUUGGACGAGACAAAACUAAAACGAGACAAUAAAUUAAUCAAAAAGUUCUUAUGCUGUGAUGAUGUUGCUACGUCGAUGUCUGGGCUUAAACUCAAUACGAUUUCAAAGUUGUCGAGGUGCCCUUAUCUCGAUAGUCGUUUCGAUCAGUUGUAUGGAGAAAAGUUAAACACAGUUUUGAUGAACUUCGUUGCUAAUAAUGUGGACGAUUUUCCAAUGUUUUUUCACACCAUUGACCAAAGGAAAACGGAAGAUGAAUACAACACGGUUUAAGAUUAAAACACUAGAUAUAUUUAUAUUUUAAUACUUUGGUGUUGUUUUGAGUAGUCGGUUCUUAACAGAUAACUAUAAAUUAUAAUAAAUAAAUUAGAACCAA